Mustela erminea (ermine) is the source of this 5428-nucleotide messenger RNA. It is a transcript of the gene AHRR, whose product is annotated as aryl-hydrocarbon receptor repressor. Gene Ontology annotation, cellular component: aryl hydrocarbon receptor complex; nucleus. The coding region runs from base 95 to 2470 and encodes 791 amino acids. The record is from RefSeq and is a predicted model, not a curated record. Lineage: Eukaryota; Metazoa; Chordata; Mammalia; Carnivora; Mustelidae. Gene Ontology annotation, molecular function: nuclear receptor activity; transcription cis-regulatory region binding; protein dimerization activity. Gene Ontology annotation, biological process: regulation of transcription by RNA polymerase II. The transcript is spliced from 13 exons.
CCGGCAGCCGCGCCGCCACAGCUCCCGGCACGGGCGGGCUCCUCCCGCGGGUGCGCCUGAGCCUCCGCGCCCCGCCGGCCCGGGGCCAGAGACGAUGAUCCCGCCGGGGGAGUGCCUGUACGCCGGCCGCAAGAGACGGAAGCCCGUUCAGAAACAGAGGCCGGCCACGGGGGCCGAGAAGUCAAACCCUUCCAAGCGGCACCGGGACCGCCUCAACGCCGAGCUGGACCAUCUGGCCAGCCUGCUGCCGCUCCCUUCCGACAUCGUGUCGAAGCUGGACAAGCUUUCUGUCCUGCGUCUCAGCGUCAGCUACCUUCGCGUGAAGAGCUUCUUCCAAGCUGUCCAGAAGGGCCCGCGGCAGCCAGCAGCCAGUGUCCCUGCACCCGAAGACCGCAGUCCCAGUGCGAGGUCCUCCGUGCCGGAGGGAAGACUGCUGCUGGAGUCUCUCGAUGGCUUUGCCCUGGUCGUGAGUGCGGAAGGCAUGAUAUUUUAUGCUUCAGCAACAAUCGUGGACUAUCUGGGCUUCCACCAGACGGACGUGAUGCACCAGAACGUCUACGACUACAUCCACGUGGACGACCGCCAGGACUUCUGCCGCCAGCUGCACUGGGCCAUGGACCCGCCGCCCGCCGACACAGAGGACGCCGUCCUGGGGAGGCUGCUGCGCGCGCACGAGGGAGGCGCCGACGCGCCCGCGGACUUCUCGGCCUUCCUGACGCGCUGCUUCGUGUGCCGCGUGCGCUGCCUGCUGGACAGCACCUCGGGCUUCCUGACAAUGCAGUUUCAAGGAAAACUAAAAUUCCUGUUCGGACAGAAGAGGAAAGCACCAUCGGGGACAGCCCUGCCCCCUCGGCUCUCGCUGUUCUGCGUUGUGGUGCCCGUCUUCCUACCUCCUGUGGCGGAGGCGAGAGUGAAGAACGCGUCCCUGAGGGCAAGGCACAGGGUGGACGUCCCGGCCCCGACGGACGCAAAGUUGAGGUGCGAAGUGGGCUCCCGCUGCCCCAGGUGCCCGAAGGGGGCGAGAGCUGCCGCACGUCAGGGUGAGCUAGACCCCCACGGGCAGCCCAGCCACCUCGCAGGGAGGAGCAACGGAGAAAACACUGCAGUGCUCAGGACACAAGCGGACGCGGGACUCUGGGCCCGGGUUCCAGCCAGGGCACCAUGCCUGUGCCUCAGAAGUGGCCCCGACCUCGUUUCUGCCCCCGAGGGGGCUGCAGGGCCCCUGCCGCCACGCCACCAAGAGGGCUCCUCUUGCUUGGAGGACUGGCCUGGCUGUGCGGCAGGGCUGCGCCCCAUCCUCCUGGCCGCUCAGGUGCUGUGGGAGCCGUGGCAUGCAUGCCAGCAACAGGGCCCGGCUCGUGGAAGCUGCCGGGAGAGGGCAUCUGCCUGCAUCUGCAUCUGCGUCUGGGGGGACAGGGGAGGAGACGAGCACGGGAGGGUACCCAGUGGCUGCUCAGGAGCCAAAGGGCGGAGGGAAAUGCACGCCUACAGCUGCUGCUUCGAGGUGCCUGGACCCGUGAAGCCUCUGAGCUGGAUGCCAGGGAAGCACGGCCAGGACGGGGGCACCAAGCUGAAGCCAGGGCCCAGCGAGAGUGUCCCGUUCUCCGUGCGUGCCAUGUCCCGAGGCUCCUGCAUGCCCUGCCCAGGCGUUCAGGGCCCCAUCCACGCCAGCGGCCUGACUGCUUUCAGAAAUUCACCCAGCUGCCACCCAGGAGGCCAUUCUCCCCAUGCCUACGUCAGCUGCACCGGCAGAGCUCUGCAGGACGGCGAUCAGGGCCAGGUGCGCCCUCUGCCCAGCUGCCCCUUCCCCCAGGGGAGCCUGGACAGUGGGCUCCCUCAGCCCAGAGGGCAGCGUCUCACAGGGGCAGGCUAUUCCAUUGAGGACACCAAGCUUCGAGGUGGGCCUGUGCCCUCGGGAGCCUCGUGCAACCCCAUCUUGUCGCUUGAUGUACCCAUCAAAAUGGAGAGUGACUCUGGGUCUGAGGACGCAGCAAACGGCUACUCCAUGUCCCCAGGCCAGGUGUGGCUGAGAGCCAGUGGCCUGGCCAAGGGACAGAUGGUCACGUUCCCUACCAGGAUGCACCUGAAAACAGAGCUGGAAGCCAGGCCCCACCUGUAUGCUCCGCACCUGGGGCGCAGCUUGCUGGAGGCUCCCCUGAGGGGCAGGGGUCCCCUCAGAGCUGGGCGGGAGCUGGUCCCUUCCUGCCCCGCACACUGCGCCUGCCUGGGGCGUGCGCACGGCCUUCCUGAGCCAGAUCCUCCCCCCCACUUCUGUGCACAGGGACACCAGCCCCCUGCACUGGGCUGUGACUGCAGAGCUCCGGGGACCGUGCCUGUUGUCAAACGAGAGCCCCUGGACUCACCACCAUGGGCCAGUCACAGCCAGGGCGGGGUGCCUGGAAUGUUCCCCAAAAGUGCUGUGGCAACGCCGAUGCCUCCCAAGGCCCCCGAGGGUGCUUUCCUGCCAUAGAGUGGGCUGCUCCCACAGCUAGCCUCUGUCCACGCUCAGUCUCGCCCUCAGCUGGGGCGGUGCGCACAGGAUCCAAGCCUUUCUGAAGGGACACUCUGCGAGGCUGCCCUAGCUCAGUCCUCUGUUAGGUGUGGGCAGCAUGUGUGACAGCAUAGUCUGUUUUUGGUAAACGUCACACAGGUUCUUAAGUGCAAAGUGGUCUGAAGUCUGUUCAAGUAGGACAGUAUUUCUCUUUCAAGGAUUAAGGUUUUCACAAAGAGGCCCAAGGGAGACAAGUCGGCCCGGAGGACAUCCGCUGCUCUCUGGGGGACAGUGGGCUCCUGGCCGAGCGGCCUCACGCAGUAGCUUCCAGUGCUUCCCACGCCCGCUUCCCAGCUCGCCUGCGCUGCGACGGCGGGCCACCCGCUCUGUGCAGGGUACGGCAGAGGGUGGCCGUUACCCUCGGUGUACGUGAGGGAUGUAAUUCUCUCGAGCCACAGGUGACCGUGCCGCCAUUUGUGGUAGGAAUCUGGAACGUUCCAGGCGAAAGAGCAGGUCUGCACUGGGUCCCACCCUUUGUGCUAUGUGCAGCCUGCUCCCCUCGACCCCACAGCCGAGUCUGGGGCCUCGCCCAGAGUGGAGACGGGCAGGACAGUGUCCCAUUCCUCCCGCAAGUCUGUCCAGCAUCAUCAGGGGCCUCCAUAGGUGGUCGUGCUACUCCGUGUCCGGUACGUGGCAAAGCUCAAGUUUACAGAGUCCAGGUUCGGAAGCAGAGAGAAGGGCAAAGUGUAGAGAAAAGAGGCAGAAGUCAAGUUGUUCGUGGAGGUUGUGUAUCGGUUUUCAAAUGAGAGUUCCAAUCGCCACCUAAGGAAGAUUCACUAGACAUAAGAUGGACAGGGGAUGUUUUCUAGAAAAACCGUGAAGGUCAUAUGCUCUGACCACAGGAGACCUGAUGCAAAGGCUGACUCAGAAAGCGGCGUCUCCCAUGAUCAGCACCAGCGACGGCCCCUUGUCCCCGGCAGGGCUGUUGGCACCAGCUGUGCUGUCCUGGCAUGCAGCCCACCGCCAAGCCCGCCUGCGCCAUGGUGGACACACUCCUGCCCCUCGGAGACAAGGGCAUCUGUCCCUAAGGUCGCCUUCUGCCAGGAAUCUCGGGAGAUGGCAGGAGUCCCUGGGGAAGACUUGCCUCUCCACCAUUGGUACAUCUGCUCUCCGCGGGGGGCCUUUCGCUCCAGCAUCCAUGGCUUUGGGCUCUCAGUCUGAAGCCGAGCUCAUGCACGGUCCCCUUGUCAGAACGCGGGGCUCAGCUGGGUGGACAGGGUCUUAUGGACACUUGGGCACCACCCGUGGUGCCCCUAAACAGGUUGCCAGCUUUGUGGAAGGUCCCCCUUACAGGAUGGCAGGAGCUGAAGGCAUCCUCCUGGCACGGGCAGAGCCGGUCACCCUCUGGAGCCCAGGGUUGGGAGUGGUCAGCAUGUGGCCCCCCAGGGCCAGCCCAGCAGCCUCUCCCUAACUCACCUCCCUGAGGUCUUGCCAAAGGUGACAUUGGUGCUCUACUAUCCCCACUGCCCCCACCAGAGUCUCCCCCUGUCAUGAGGGACACCUGCCGGCGACCUCCGGCUGGCCCGGACCUGCCUCAUGCAGUUCUCAGGCUGAGCACAGCCUACCCCGGCUCCCCGAGACACGGGGCAGAGUCCCGAGCUGCUCUUCCUUCCUUCCUACUCAAAGCCACCACUUAAGGCCUGGCCCUUUCUUGCAUGGGACCGUGCACCUCCCUGGGCUCCCUCCUGUGAGGGCAGCGAGCCUCACGCUUCCUCCGUGAAGGAACCACCCAGCGGGCCCCGGCUGGCUGCAGCUGUGUCCUGAGAUGCACGGGGGCUCCCCCAAGAGGGAUGCCUGCCUUCCCCAACUCAGGAUGCAGAAGAUGGGGAGAAUUGCACACGUGUAACGUGUGACUCAGAAAACACAGGACUGAAAAGGUGAGAUUCAGACGCCAUUGCGAGUUUGCACGCCGUAGCCAGGCCACGCGUGACCACAGAUGAGCUCCAGAUGAGAGCCCCAGGGAGAAGUCUCUUGAAGCCCACAGUCACCGCUGCCCUCGAGGCCCCUGGUCCCCAGGCGCUCCUCCCCAUGGGCAGUCGGAUGCGUGGGCCUCAUCCUGUCCCCUGCAGUCGGCAGGCAGGUGGGUCCUGCUGUGCUAACGGAGAAUUCCCCAUCUGGAAGUCAGCUCUGAGGUCUUGUGUUCUGGAGAUGCCCACCAUCCCCGGGCCCCUUGAACUCUGGGUCAGCACCCCAAAAUGUCCUUGAGUCAGCACAUGCCCCUCCUAAAAAGCGUUGUGUGGGAAAAUGAUGGAACGUAGAAGCUGCAAAGCAGUCACUUUUGCUCUAAAAUGUCAUUAUCAGUACUAUCGCUAGGCUUACGUUUUUCUGUUGUCUCGUAGCUUUUGCUUAUAUGCUAAAAAGUAUUAAAAUCAAACGUAGUGUGGGCAUGGAUGGACAGGAGGACAUGAACAAAGUUACGGUUUAUACUUUUACAGCUUCUACUAGAGGAAAAAAGUUUCCGAUAUCCAGACUGACCUGUUGAAUUUUUUAAAAGUGGAUAUAUUUUAAUGAAACUUUUAACACUGUUUUAAUACUUGCCUUUGGAAAGAGCCUUCAAAUAUAUUUCUGAUACUGAGGUAUGUAUUAAAUAUGCAAUAUUGAUGUAAAAUAAAUCCCAGGUUAAAUCAUAUUUACCAUAAACAGAAACGUCUACUUGAUUUUCCAGAUGAAGCAACUGUAUUUCCUUUAGUGUGUGUUGGCGAAUUUACAUUCUGAGACAGUCCUGUCCUUCUGGAUAGAAGGCGAGAAUAAACAGGCUGGCACCAAAAGUUUCGAGGAGGACGGCGGAGGCCACUUCCUCCUCCACCUGCCAGUCCCUCUCCUCCCCGUCACGGAGGGUUGGGCGACCCUCCCGGGCGCCAUUAGGAUAUCCCAGAC